AUGAUUGAGCCUGGUCAAAGUCGUCCUGCUAAAAGCGACUUUUCAGGACGAAAAAUUGUCUACGACGAGGACGGAAAACCAUGUCGAUCAUGUAACACUUUGCUGGACUUCCAACUCGCAACGGGGAAAAUAGGCACUUCUCGCGUUCAGAAUUCCACUCAAAAGAUUUCUAAAGCCGAACCCUACGCUAAGGACGAUCCACCUGAUGUAGAGCUAUUAGGUCGUUCCAGUUGGAACCUACUUCACGCGGUCGCUGCGUCGUAUCCUAAAGCUCCCACUGACCUGCAGAAAACUGAAAUGAAGCAGUUCAUGACCAUCUUCUCGCAUGUUUAUCCGUGUUGGUGGUGUGCAAAGGAUUUUGACAAAUUUAUCCGUGAAAACGCCCCACGCGUUGACUCUAGAGAGGAGUUGGGCAAGUGGAUGUGUGACGCUCACAAUGAUGUCAACCGCAAGCUCGGAAAGCCGAUCUUUGAUUGCAACCUUUGGGAAAAACGGUGGGUCAAUGGAUGGGACUAA
Messenger RNA from Lachancea meyersii CBS 8951, 516 nucleotides. NCBI's taxonomy places the organism in Eukaryota, Fungi, Ascomycota, Saccharomycetes, Saccharomycetales, Saccharomycetaceae. The record is from the annotation of a GenBank genome assembly.